AUGAUGACAACAGAUUGCUCAGUCGCUGAUUCUGAAAAUCGUUUACUUGAACCAGACAUUCUCGAAAAUGAAUUUACUAAGCCAAAGACGAUUCCAAUUUCAACGAAAUAUGGUUUUAUUAUUGUAACACAACAGGGUUCACCAAAUCGUCCAGCUAUUGUUACUUAUCAUGAUAUUGGAUAUAAUUCUUCAUCUCAAUUCCAUCAAUUUUUUGCUUUUCCAGAAAUGAUGCCGGUGACUGAAAAAUUUACCAUUUAUCAUAUUAAUGCACCCGGUCAAGACGAACAAGCUCAUGUAUUACCUACUUCAUUUGAGUAUCCCACUCUGGAUCAAUUAGCUGUAUCGGUCAAUGAUAUUUUUGUGCAAUUAGAUAUUAAAUCCGCUAUUGGAUUUGGUAUUGGACUUGGUGCUAAUAUUUUGGCUCGUUUUGCAUUACAGUAUCCAUCGAAAAUCAAUGGUCUUAUUAUGGUUAACUGUGUUUCACGUAGUAUGAAAUGGCUUGAAAAUUUUUCGAUUAAACGAGCAUUGAAAGAUGCAACUCAAGAUUAUUGGACGGAAUCAUUAUUAGACUACCUUAUUUGGUAUCAUUUGGGUGCUGACACACAGUCUUCAGAUCAAGAACUCGUGCAUAUGCUUCGACAUCAUCUAAAAGACAAUGUAAAAGCUAAAAAUGUUAUUAAACUUCUGAAUUCAUUCUUUCAACGUACAGCUAUUCAAAUUGAUCGACAAAACGAUGCAAGUAAAAAAGCUGAUCCGUCUAGAACUCUACAAUGUUUAGUUCUUAAUAUUACCGGUGCAACAUCACCACACAAAGACGAUGUUAUGGAAACUAAUGAUCGAUGUGAUUCAGCGACAGCUUCAUAUGCUGAAUUUGCUGAUUGUGGUGGCGCUGUUUUAAUUGAACAGCCAUCAAAAUUAGCUGAAGCUAUUCGACUUUUUCUUCAAGGUCUAGGCUAUAUGUCUCAUUUAAGUAUUCCGCGUUAUUCUACUGCUAAUCGUUUAGCUGAACAAACAGCGGAAUAUAAACGUCAAUAUGGUUUGUUAACAAAAGUUCCUCGUCGAUAUAGUUCUCAAGUUCAACAAGGAGAUUAUGCCACAAGUUAUAAAAAUGAUUUCGAUGACGAACCUCGAAAUCGUGCCGACUCAUUUACUAAUCGCAAUACAAAAUUUUAA
Messenger RNA from Rotaria socialis, 1173 nucleotides. The record is from the annotation of a GenBank genome assembly. Lineage: Eukaryota; Metazoa; Rotifera; Eurotatoria; Philodinida; Philodinidae.